CCAUCAUUCGCUCAUAUAGUCGAUCGGGAUCACAGAUCGGAGGUGAUAAGCAAGGAUGGCAGAAGUGUCAGGACCAUCGUCAGGUCCACCGCUCAGGACGACGUUCAAGCAAGUUUCUUCCUUUGAGCCUUUGUACACAGGUGGAGCCGCAACUGCAGUAAGCUCUGAUGGAAAAUUCUUAUUUGCACCUGUCAAUGAUGCUGUUCACGUUACAUCGGUCCAAAGUGGAAAAACAGUAGCCAGAAUACCAAAUGAUCUGGAAGAUAUCACAUGUUUAACUUUGACACCGGAUCAAUCCACUUUGAUCGUUGCUUCUAGAAGUUUGGCUUUACGAAUCUUUUCGUUGAAAUUCAGUGUGGAUGAAAAUGAAGAGCAAGAUUUGAAAUGGUCUUUGCAGAGAAGUAUACCCAAAACACACGAUGCUCCUGUUGUGGUGAUGAAAGUGGAUCCUACCAGCACUUUGGUAAGCACAGGGUCUUCGGAUACAUGCGCUAAAGUAUGGGAUAUCCGAGGUGGAUAUUGCACACACGUAUUCAGAGGACAUGGCGGAAUCGUGAGUAGCUUGCAGUGGAACAUGCCACCGUCGUCCACUCAAAAGAUCAACGGGAGCUCAUCCAUGCGACAAAUCGAACUCUUGACUGCUUCAAUAGAUGGACGUGUGCGUAUUUGGGAUCUACGAGCCGCCAGUGGUUCAGCGGGUGGUUCGAAAGACAAAGGUGCAACUGCUGCAAAGCCAGUUGCCACUUUGGAAUCUCACUUUUCCGUCGUUCGUGGUAUCGCAGUCACUCGUGAUGGAAAGCGAAUCGUCACUGUGGGUCGUGAUCGUAUGGUGACUUUGUGGGAGUUGCAAUCCAAAGGAUCUUCAAAGAAAGACAAGAAUGCAAACCCUUCUUGGCAAUCCGUUGAAGUGAUCACAGCUGGAGAAUCUUUGGAAAGUGCAGGUUUUCUAGACGAUGAAGAUACCUUCUGGACAGCGGGGGCGGAAGGAGAGAUUCGAUUCUGGAGCUUCUCUCGAAGAGGUGUAAUUAGACAGCAGCCGGGAGGACGAUUUGCAAGUGGAACAGUACAAAAGAGAGCGGCAGUAACUUCAAAUGAAGACGACGAAGAGGAAGAGUCCGAUGAGAACGAAACGAGAGCAAUCACUGAGGUCCACUACCUCCCCUCUUCGGACAUGAUCGUAAGUGUCCAUGCAGAUCAAGACGUCGUCUUCCGAUCGGCAUCUACUUUACAAGGUGUUCGCCAAUUGGCCGGAUUCAAUGAUCAAAUUAUCGAUGCUUCUCUUUUAUCCCCCAUCAAUGGUAAAUCCGACACUCACUUGGCUGUUGCGACAAAUAGCACUUACAUCCGCGUUUAUCGGUUAGGAGCACAAGAGCAUACUGUUGAUGUAUUGCCAGCAGAUUCUGGCUCCGAGGAAGGUCAUACAGGAUUGAUCCUCUGUUUGGACAAGACCAGUGACGGAAAGCUACUCGCUAGUGGAGGCAAGGAUAGAACGGUGAGGAUAUGGGCAUGGGUGCCACAAACAGUGUCUGCAAAUGUGCUGAACGUGGGUGACGAAGAUGAAGAGAUGGGAGAAGUCGUGCGACCAGGUGAAGUGAACGGUAAUAAUGCAGCUGGAAACGAAGAGUACGGCUGGAGCUGUGUAGCUAUUGCUCAGGGUCACACAGAAAGCGUUGGUGCGAUCGCAUUUGCCAAAAGACCGGCGGCAAAUGGUCAAAUACCAUUCAUCGUGAGCGCCAGUCAAGAUCGAACAGCAAAAGUUUGGGAUUUGUCCACUUUACAGAGAUACAUCGACCAACACUUCACCUCAAAGUCCACCACCAGAACACCGUUGAAACUGUCUUCUCUCACCACACAGAAGAUUCACGAGAAAGAUAUCAACGCUUUAGACGUUUCACCGAACAACGCUCUCUUACUGUCAGGAUCGCAAGACAAGACUGCGAAAGUGUUUACGAUUCAGUACCAAGCACCUAGUAAAUCCAACCAUCAUACAGCCACUGCCUCGUUGAAGUUGGUCAAAACGUGCUCAGGGCAUAAGCGAGGUGUAUGGUCUGUUGCCUUCUCGCCUUCUGAUGCCGUAUUCGCCACAGGUUCAUCAGACAGAAGUAUGAAACUAUGGAGUAUCAAUGAUGGUUUCACUUGUGUAAAAAACUACGUCGGACAUACAAAUAGUGUAUUGCGUGUCCGAUUCUUGCCAAACUCAAACGGUCUGCAGCUUUUGAGUUGUGCCAGUGAUGGGCUGGUGAAAGUAUGGAACGUCAGGACUGAAGAAUGCUUAGACACCUUGGAUGGCCAUGAAGAGCGUGUUUGGGGUUUAGACUGCACACAGUCCGGAGAACAAAUCAUCAGUGGAGGCGCUGAUGGAAUGAUUCGAUUCUGGCAGGAUUGGACACAACAAGAGCAAAGCGAAGCUCUUGAGAAACGCCAAGAGGAUGUAGAACGGGAGCAAGAGUUCGGUAACCUUCUACAAGCCCGCGAUUACACCAAUGCUGUUGCUUUGGCUUUGGCUAUGCAACAGCCUAGAAGGUUGUUCGAGCUGUUCAAGUCUGUUGACCAACAGCGUUCACACGGAGAUGAUGGAACCAAUGCGACAGCUUCGAUGUUGAGUGAUGCAAUUCAGUCAAGAACUAAAUCCACUAACGGUGUAUCAUCUCUUCGGGAUCCCGCUUUGGCUGAAGUUUUGGCUCGGGCUGGUGUUCUCCCAUCUGCACCGGUGCCCACAUCUAAGCAGGCUCAACCGGCAAAUGCAAGUCCUGCCAGUAUCACAGGGUUAGAGGCAGUCGAUCAAGUGAUUGCAAAAUUAUCACUUUGGCAACUAGCUACUCUGCUAACAUUUGUCCGUGAUUGGAAUACGUCUGUCCGUACUUCAAAUAUCGCACAAACGACUUUACAUGCUAUCUUGCGCUUCCAUUCUGCUGAUACGAUUAUCAAAGCAUUUGAAGAACAAGCAAGCGGUGCAGCACAAGAAGGUGCUUUGCCUGCAUCAAAGAAUGCUUACAACAACAGAAAGAAAGCACCGGCAGAUUUGGGUAAUGUGAUCGACGCCCUUUUACCCUACACCAGACGCCAUUACGAUCGAGCCCAACGAAUCCUUACCGAAAGUGCUAUGCUCGAAUACACUUUGGCAAAUAUGGAUGCGGUUUUGGGUGUAGAUGAAGACGAUAAAGAGCAAAAUGGGUUGAUGAAUGGAAACGGAGACGUUGACAUGCAAAGCGUUGUGAGCAGCAGUGACGAGGAAGAAGAAUCUGAUGAGGAUUGAUGCAUAACAAUGUACCAUAGUUAACAUCCGCAAUAUAUUUUAGAGAUGCAUUGGUAUUGUAUGCUUUGUGUAAUGUAC
Messenger RNA from Meira miltonrushii, 3334 nucleotides. RefSeq names its product WD40 repeat-like protein. The transcript has a single exon. Gene Ontology annotation, cellular component: small-subunit processome; 90S preribosome; nucleolus. Gene Ontology annotation, molecular function: U3 snoRNA binding; protein binding. Bases 56 to 3256 code for a protein of 1066 amino acids. Lineage: Eukaryota; Fungi; Basidiomycota; Exobasidiomycetes; Exobasidiales; Brachybasidiaceae. Gene Ontology annotation, biological process: endonucleolytic cleavage to generate mature 5'-end of SSU-rRNA from (SSU-rRNA, 5.8S rRNA, LSU-rRNA); endonucleolytic cleavage in 5'-ETS of tricistronic rRNA transcript (SSU-rRNA, 5.8S rRNA, LSU-rRNA). The record is from RefSeq and is a predicted model, not a curated record.